Molecule: messenger RNA, 2619 nt
Organism: Actinia tenebrosa (Australian red waratah sea anemone)
Lineage: Eukaryota; Metazoa; Cnidaria; Anthozoa; Actiniaria; Actiniidae
Product: tetratricopeptide repeat protein 27
Molecular function (GO): protein binding
Source: RefSeq, a predicted model, not a curated record
AACAAAUUUACSAUGGAAAAUAAAGAAUUUUACUUAAAACUCGAAUAUGCUGUACUGGAGCAGAAUAUUAACAAAGGUAGUCUUUCAUUUCAAGAGAUAAUAGAUGGCAAUGUCGACAAAGAAUAUGUACAGUUGUUGACUGAGCUUCAAGACCUAAUGUCUUGCCUAGCGAGUGGUGAAUACGUUAAAGCUCUUACAACGCCGGUAGCGUCAAAGUUUUUCGGCAUAACAACUGAAACCUCUUCAAAGGAAUCUGCUGAAGGCAUAGAUAAAUACCUAAUAAAAAGAACUGAGCUAUAUUUAGAAUCUACUAAUGAGCAAACUUUAUUGACUAGACAGCUUAUUGUACUACUGAUUGGUACUGCUUGUCUUCAGUUGUUUGUACAACAAAACUGGACUGGACCUCUCAUAAGUGACACUWGUAUUCAAUUCCUUCCAUCUUCCUUCGAGGCACAAAGACAGGAAGGAACUCUACAAAAAACAUCAAUGGAAAAGUUAAGCAGUGAUGGAGAGGGUAUUUACAACAGGGUCAAUGGAGCUGUUCACCUGUUAAUUGCUGAUGUCUUGCUUGUUCAGGGUUUGAACAAACUUCAUCUUCUUCAGUCAUCAUAUGUUUGGGCACUCAGAUGUCUUGCAAUCAAACAGAAAAUCAUGGAAGAGCAUCGCAAUAUGAUCAUGAACAAGAUAUUUGAACUAAUCAAGAAUGGGGCUUUGGGGAAAAAGACAAAGUUUCAACAAGAAUUUUUAUCGGUGCUAAAGUUAGACAUCAAUCGUGACGGUUCAUCAGAAAUUCAAUCAGUUGAUAAUGUAGACGUCAAUGGACUUCCAAAGAACGUAUUUCUAGAUAACGAAGUUCUUCUGGACAAAAUCAAGUUCCAAGAUCCUGAUGAUGAUAARCAACCCAGUCUAAACCCACUAGAGAAAGCAGUUAUCCUUUCAUUUUGUAUUUUAUCGCAGAAAAGCCAGGCCAUGCAGCCUUUGACAUCAGAAGAACUCGUUGCUUAUAUUGAGAGUAUAGUAAUCAAGCCAUCAUCGUGGCCUGUCCAGACCCUGGCCUUACACACGCGAAGCAAACUAGAGAAAGGAAGCACAAAGAAGAUUGAGAGAUCGAUGAUGCAGUUACAGGUUCUAGUAGAUGCUGUGAAACUUGAUGCACCAAAGUGCUCUCGCGUGCUGCAUGACCUUGCUCAGGUGUUGAUGUCGAUGAAGGCUGUCAAAAGUGCUUUGGACAUCUAUCAGUCUCUGCAGAUGUGGGAGAACAUGRUCACCUGUUACCAGUUACUCGGACGAUAUGAAAAGGCAGAAACACUUGUACGAGAUCAGUUAAAAGAAAAAGAAACGUCUACUUUGUGGUGCCUUCUCGGUGACAUAACAAAGUACGCCGAGUGCAUACCAUUAUUUCAGAAGUCUUUGGAAUUAAAUGCUCUUCAGGAAGGAAUAUGGUUUUCACUGGGUUGUGCUGCCAUGUCUGUCGGCAAGUCUGAACUGGCAAGGACGGCUUUCCACCGUUGUGUAUCUAUCGACUCAGAUAACGCCGAAGCAUGGAACAAUCUUGCAAAUGUCUAUCUCCAGYUGAAAAACAAGGAAAAAGCGCAUGCUGUACUCAAAGAAGCACUGCGAGCCAGUUAUGAGAAUUGGCGUAUGUGGGCGAACUACUUGGUGAUCAGCACGCAGAUAUGCGCGUAUAAUGAUUCUAUUUUCGCCUUUCAUCGACUAAUGGACUUGAAAGAGAAGUACAAAGAUGUAGAGAUCCUAGGUAUUCUUGUACGAGCUGUUUGUGAAGGCAUCAAAGAUAAUAAGGGACAAUCAGCCACAAGACUGAGACCAAAUCUGAUCAAAUUGUUUGGGCGAAUCACUAGUACCAUUACGAAUGACUCUGAAGUAUGGUACCUUUACUCCAAACUGUACUUGAUGACAGACUCGCCAGAAGAUAAUGAAAAGGGACUAAAUUUCCUCAUUAAAGCACAUCGCAUCAGUUCUCAGGCACCGAGUUGGGAGAGCGACGUAACGAAGUUCCAAGAUGCUAUCAACAUGACUCUGAACUUAGCUGAAGUUUAUACAGACGUGAGCAAGAAAAAAUCUGACCCUGCACAAGCCAUCCAACUGCUGUCAUCUGCUAAGCUUAUACUGAAACAGCUUAUUGCUAAGGCAACGAAACACCACACCGAUUCCGUGACAGGCGAGAUAAAACCCGAACUAUUAGAAGGAGUUCAGGAACUGAACAUUAAGCUUACUUCCAUCGUAGAAACAAUAACAGUCUUAAAAUCUUGAUCAUCUAAGACGUCGCUACUUCUGGCGCUAAUGACGUAACUCAGCUCAAAGACCUUCCAUUAGCAGCACAAAAGAUGCCUUAGAUAUAAUCCCGUCAUCAUUUAUUUCUUAUCCAGUGUAAUCAAUGUGAAUUAAUUUUUUAAGCCAAGUUAAACAAGUCCUUACUGAUACAACAGUUUUUUUCGUUGGGUUAAUCAGAUCGUGGGUGCUUCUCCAUCCAUCGUCUUUCUCUCAAUGCGCUACUAGUAAUGGUAGCUUUACACACAAUUGUUCCUGUCACCCUCAGUCAAGCACAUUUGUCGUACUUAUGCUAUACAAGUGCAAAAAUAAAGACUGCUUUGACUUUUG